GUUGUCUUCGUUUCUGAUUGGUCGAUUCGGAAGACGGGAGUUGAGGAAACAAAAAUGGAGGCUGCUCCUGUGUUUGUGCUUCUCUGUUAGAGGCGACCUUGUCACGCCUAUUGAGAAACCAUGUUCUCGGUAACGCUGACCGUUUCCUUUGGAACCAGUGAUGUCGUUUCUCUAAAUUUGCCAAACCCGACCGAAAGUUCUUCGCUUCUCAUCGGUGCCAAAUACAUGAGUGUUGCUUUUAACAAAACCUUUCUUCUCUCACUUUGAGCAUUCCCCCCUAAAAAAAAAAACCUUUGUAAUAAUUAUAAAACUUUACAUUAUUGUAUUUAUUAUUAUUAUUAUUAUUUUCUGAUCUAAUCUAAUGUAAUGAUAAUAUAGUAAUAUAUCUCUGUCGUUUUGUGUUUAAAUAUUUCCAUUUGUGGGAAGUUUGGUCAGAACAAAAUAUAUUUUAAUACAUGGGGAAUACAAAAAAGAAGGCGACAGCACAUUAUUAAUAUAUAAAGAGAAAGGGACAAAAAGACCCACAUCAUUCAAACUUUACCCUUUUAAUUUUGUCUAUCCACAUCACACACUACUUAUAUAAGAAACACACCAACACUUCGUGGGUACAGCGAUAUAAAUACGACAUACAUAUAUCCAUAAAAUGAAUAAUUAUAUAUAUAUAUAUAUAUAUGAUAGGUGAAAACAUUUAAAGUUUAUUAUAACAUUGGAGAGGGGAAAAAAUUUUCACUACUAACACCUCACACACACCAACACAUAUACCACUUUUACAUUCACAAAUUCGACUCUACCCUUUGAUUUUUUUUCAUUAUUACUAUUAUUUAAACCUUUAUUACUCUCCAUUUAUUCUAUUUUUCUCUCAUUCUCUCAAAGAAUGAACAGGGAAGAAAUAAAGAAUUGGAAUAAUGAGGUGAAGAAAACUACUAGCAAGAGACAUCACUAACCACACACAAAAAUACUAUUACAACUAAUUUUUACCGCUUUCACAGAAUAUCUCCGUCCACAUUCGGAUUCUUAUUUCCCUUCCUGUUUCCUCCUUUAUUUUUUUCUUUUUUUCCUAAGUCCAUCUUACAUCAUAUUUUUAUUAUGCCAUACCCCCUUUAAAUUCUUAUUGUAGCCUUUAUUAUUAUUAUUUUUUCUUUUUAUACCUGAAUCUAGUCUCCUCUCCUGCUUUUUCUUCCACACGAAUCUUCCUUCCCUCUGUCAAUCAGCUCUUUAAAAACCUUGCUACACUCUACUGUGUACCCUCUUCAAUUCACACACACACAUAUAUAUAUAUAUAUUUCUAUAAGUAAUGUCUUGUGCUAAUUUCCCCCCCCCCCGUAUUUAUAUGGCUUCGCAGUGUAUUUGUAUUAAUGUAGAUAUUUAGGUAUUUCAAUUCCUGUUUUAUUUAAUGUGUAUCUUUAGGCAUUUUCAAUCCUUGUUUUAAUUUAACAACGGAAAAAAGAAGAGUCGAGGAACAAAAACACAAAAAUAAUUAACACUCCCUUCCGGAAAUAGUUUGUUAAAACAAAACGGACACACACACACACACACAUAUAUAUACAUAUAUAUAUAUAUAUAUAUUAGACUUAUAAAUAGUAUUGGUGCAUAUGCAUAAAUAGAUGCAUGUUUAUUAUUAUAUAUACCCGCGUGUAUAAUAAUUAUAUGCAUGCGUUUAUUUGUUCGCAGUGUUAGUGGUGGAGGUGAGUUUUGCCCCCGUCCCUAGUUCGUAUCCGCUGUUUGAAACGAGAUACAAAUGGCUUCUCCCCUCGGCAGCCAGUUCGCCGGCAACACGGUAUCGUCUCUCACUUCUUCCGUCUCUCUCACAUCUUCUUCCCUGGGUCCGACCGGGCAAGAGGUACUAAACAACAACAAUAGCAGCAGCAGCAAUUCUACAACAACAACAAUGAUCACCAACCGCGAGGAAGAACAACAGCAAUCUCACAACAAAUGUACAGACAUCACGUCCUCGGGACAUCAGCAACCGGGCAUGGGUACCGAACCUGAUUCCACUGCUGUGUCUGAGGACGACCAACCCAUCGUAGACAUUAUCAUCAACAACGUGGUCUGCAGUUUCAAUACCCGAUGUCACUUAAACCUCAAGAAGAUUGCCAUGGAGGGAUUGCACGUGGAGUAUAGGAGAGAGAAUGGCAUGUUGAAUAUGAAGCUGAGAAGGCCAAAUACAACUGCGAGUAUUUGGUCGUCGGGUAAAGUCACCUGUACAGGUGCAACCAGUGAGGACGAAGCAAAAUUAGCUGCAAGGCGCUUUGCUCGCAGACUACAGAGGUUGGGUUUUAAUGUACGUUUUAUCAAUUUCCGGAUUGUCAAUGUUUUGGGGACCUGUUCAUUACCAUUCGGCAUCAAGAUUAACCUUUUCUCCAAACAAUACCCACAGCAGGCCAGCUAUGAACCAGAACUCCAUCCAGGUGUCACCUUCAAGAUCAAAAAUAUCAAGGCCACACUAAAGGUUUUUUCUACAGGCAGUAUCACCAUCACAGCUCCAUGUGUUGCAAAUGUCCAAGAAGCUAUUGUGCAGGUCUAUCCGUUGGUGGCCGAAUUUAAGAUGGAGAAGCGAUUGCCAAACACAUCGUCCAUAAAAUACUCGGAUAAGUUUUCUGGCAUGUAUCCAGUGGGGAGGGUGUCGUCUCCUCUUCAUGGCUUGCAGGCUGCAGGACUGAGUUCUUCAGAGGAGGAAUUUGAGAGCGAUAUCAGCCAAGACUGAAUCCAUCAACCAAAAGCCAAAGACAGGCAAAAAGACAAAAAAAAAAAAAAAUUAUAACAAAUCCCUUUCAAAAAGAAAAUGCCCUUACCAAAAAAAAAAAAAAACAAAUGACAAAAACAAAAUUUAUGAAUUACCAUAACAAAAUAUGAAAAAUAGAAAAGAUAAAAACUAACAAAACAAAACAACACAAAAACAGUUCUGUUGGAGUUUUGAUGUCAAGUAUGAACUGGAGAUUGUUGAGUUGAACUUGACAGAUGUAGUAGAAAAAAUGCCUCCACACCUUCCAUAAUUUCCCAACCAACAUUGCAGUACUCAGUACUGGGUACCUCCUUGGCAUAGUGGAGGAGGAGGAGGUAGUAUUGUGAUGAUAAUGUUGUGAUGAAGAUGAUGAUGAUGAUGGCAGUAGUGUUGUAGUGGUGGUUUUUCCAUUUGGUUGGACAAACGUUCAACUCGGUUUAAAUUUUCAAGCGACUGUAGUAGUGUAGAAAACUGGUUUAAUUUUAGUUCUAAGGUGACCUAGUACCCACCUGGCAAUGGACAACAACAACAAUAAUAAUAAUAAUAAAGAGAAAAAAUUUCAAAAGAAACUUAGAAAACAAAAAACACACUUUUUAAAGUUUGUUUUCUGUCCAUUGACCAUCGAUUCUGACCCACAAACCAGAGCCAGGUUAAGGUUUUGUAGACCCUAGGGCUCACCACUAUUUCAAGGAAUAUUUUCAAUACUUUUUCAUGUAAAUUUAUGGAGGCCCCUAAAGCCAUGCCGUAAUCCAGUACUGAUUCCUUCCAUCAUCAUCAUGUUGUUGUUGUUGUUGCUGUUGUAACACCUUUUCAUUGUGAUCGUUGUUGUGGUGUUGUUUCGUUAGGACUUUGUUUGGCCAUUCGGACUGAGCUGUCAUCACCAAGAAAGGGUCGAUGAGGUGGGUGGGGGGUGGGGGCAAGAGUUACAGUGUUAGCCUACGAUGGGCGAGGGGACUCCUCCUCCUUUUGUCAGUAAUACCACCCCCCCACCAACCAUUGUGCCCCGCCACCCACCCCCGCCUUUGUAAAUAAUUUUUUCAGUAAGUUCUUUGUCUCCCAAUUACUCUCAUGUGAUUGAUUUUUCACUGCAACAGUUAAUAUGGAAGGGACAGUGGGGUUUGAAACCUUAGUGAGGUGUGAAACUGGAAUUCAACAAUAUGAAGUGUAAACUGCAGACUGGCAAUAAUAAUAAUAAUAAUAAUAAUCUUUGUCUAAGGCUGUCCACACCCACAUCACGACCAGAACACUGGGGUGCAAUAUGGAAAGUAGUGCAGACUGGUCAAAAGCUAACCUGAUCCCUUUCUCUUUGCGUUAGAUUGACCCAUGCCCCCAUUACAAACCAAACUACAUUUAAACCACACCAGACUUUAACCCUAAUGCUAACGGUCAAACCACACACACAUCAUUAACUAAACCAAACUCUCAACAAACUACACCCCAAAUCAUAUGUGUCACUAAUGAGACCACACCCUCAACAAACAGGUCACACACUCAAAGCUACAUGUGCAUUACUAACCAAGCCAUACCUACAACAAACACAGUGUGCCCUAAACCACAUGCACAUCACCAAAUCACAUGCACGUCAUCAGUGAAGCCACACCCCACAAACAAACUGGCCACGCCUUCAAACACCAACUUUUUAUUUAUUUAAAAAAUAAACAAUUUCUUGAGAUUUUUUUGUAUGUUCACUUCCACACAUUGAAUGGUGAUGAUUGAUGUUGGGCGCACGGGAGGAAAUGGAGUGUUAGGCAGGGUUUGGAAUGCAGAUAUCCAGGUAGGUGUGUGUAUGUAUGUGUGUGUGUGUUGUGCGUUUGUGUGUGUGUGUAGAAGGAAUCAGUGGAAGAAAAAUAAAAGUA
This is a messenger RNA of Octopus sinensis (East Asian common octopus), 4578 nucleotides long. Its product is annotated as TATA box-binding protein-like 1. Gene Ontology annotation, molecular function: general transcription initiation factor activity; DNA binding. Lineage: Eukaryota; Metazoa; Mollusca; Cephalopoda; Octopoda; Octopodidae. The record is from RefSeq and is a predicted model, not a curated record. The transcript is spliced from 5 exons. Bases 1739 to 2704 code for a protein of 321 amino acids. Gene Ontology annotation, biological process: DNA-templated transcription initiation.